GCAAGGCUGAUUAGAGGCUCGGCCUUUUACAAGCACCAAACACUGGCCCUACCAAACGAUCGAUCGCUCAUACAUCGUCCCGCAACUCAGUAACAACACAACAAACAACGGUUUCUAGCAUCAGCAAUGGCGGAACAGCUUUUAGAGCAAGCUCGCGAUAUCUUCGAGGGUCAAAUUGAUUUUCAAGGCCAGAAGUUGGCGGAUAACCUAGCUACCAUCCUGCUUAGCAUCGUCGGGACCCUCUCUUUCAUCAUUGGCUACUUGCUACAGGACAUCAAGCUCGCUGUGUACAUAGGUCUUGGAGGAACUGCACUUACAUUCGCUCUUGUUCUGCCGCCCUGGCCAUUCUUCAACCGCCAUCCCGUCAAGUGGCUGCCUGUGGGAGGAGGAUCGAAGCCGCUACAGACAUCACAGAACAUUGUUAUAGAUGAGAAGGCACUGCGGUGAUGAUCAUGGGAUUUUGGAGGAGGAAUCUGUUAUAAUGCAGGAUGUCCAUGAUUAUUGAUGGAACGUUGGCUUUGCAGAUCGCAAAACGAAAUCAAGACAAGCAGGCGCUUGCCAAGAUCACUAUCUAUUUUGCUGCCACAUGCAGCGCUGAGUAUUCUUGUUUUCGUUUAGCAAUGUUUAUGUGUAUGUGAGCCUGUCGCCCAAACACCACGCCUGUCCAUCUCUCUCGGUUCCGCCUCUGCUCUGUAAUCCUCGUGUUCCCAGAGGUUGAGCGUUUCCCUGCCUGCCCGG
Pyricularia oryzae 70-15 is the source of this 738-nucleotide messenger RNA. RefSeq names its product microsomal signal peptidase 12kDa subunit. Gene Ontology annotation, cellular component: signal peptidase complex; endoplasmic reticulum membrane. Gene Ontology annotation, biological process: protein targeting to ER. The transcript is spliced from 3 exons. The coding region runs from base 127 to 447 and encodes 106 amino acids. The record is from RefSeq and is a predicted model, not a curated record. NCBI's taxonomy places the organism in Eukaryota, Fungi, Ascomycota, Sordariomycetes, Magnaporthales, Pyriculariaceae.